AUGGACCAAGAAGAAUAUGAGACUCUGCUUGAGAUCACCGCAAGAUGCCAACUUAUGGAUAUUGACGAACUUAGGGCCGGAAUAAAAGGCAAAGCUCGCUCUGGCAGCCCCUCCAAUCCAGUAUCCGAUCUUGAAUUUGCUUACGAUGCGAUGGAAGCUGAAGCUAGAGCAACGCUGCAAUUAAUUCAAGACCGCAAAAUUGCCAGGAGUGUCGAGCACACCUCUCAAGAAGACAUAGAUUUAAUCAACACUAUUGCCGAAAUCGAAAGAAGAGAGCAGGCAGAUCGCCAAUAUGCGCUCUCGCUCUCCACUAAUCCAAGCGCAUCGCCUCCCCCUUCUCCCACCGGGUCGUCUCUCGGAACUCCAGCUUCUGGAUCCGCGUUCGGGGGCGGGCCCAUCUAUCAGAAUAUCCGAUACGAGAGCCCAUUCGCUAGUAGUAGCUCGAGUUUGUCAUGGUCUACAUUUGACGCACCACUUGGACCACGAAGUUCUGGGUCAAGCCUAUUUGAUUCUGUCAAACCUCGGGCAGGCUCUAGUACUGGCAAAUCUGCAUUUGUACCAUCCAUAUUGAGACUCCCGGUCGGAAGAUCUUCUGUCGAUUGCGUAAUCUGCGCGGACUCUACCUCACAGGCCUAUCAAGCGCCAUGUGGAUGUUUCUAUGAUCGCCAGUGUCUAACUGAGCUCUUUGACAAGGCAACUGUCGACGAAUCUUUAUUCCCUCCGAGUUCGAGUCCAAGUCAGAAGAGUUCAAGACGCCUAAUAGACUAUACUGCUGCAACUCUAGUUGCUCAAGGUUCCUUGGUCCAGCUGCAUCAAAUGAACGAGAAAAAAGCGCAAGAUUGUGCACGCAAUGCUGGCGGACGACUUGCUCAUUCUGCAAAAAUGCGUCCCAUGCAUCUCACGUUCCUUGCGAGACCGAUACUUCAGCGCAACAAGUUCUUGCCCUUGGGCGUCAAGAAGGCUGGCAGACUUGCCCGAGCUGUCACCACAUGGUUGAGCUCGAUACUGGGUGUUACCAUAUGA
This is a messenger RNA of Rhizoctonia solani, 1023 nucleotides long. RefSeq lists its product as uncharacterized. The transcript is spliced from 5 exons. Bases 1 to 1023 code for a protein of 340 amino acids. The record is from RefSeq and is a predicted model, not a curated record. Lineage: Eukaryota; Fungi; Basidiomycota; Agaricomycetes; Cantharellales; Ceratobasidiaceae.